Messenger RNA from Alosa sapidissima (American shad), 7782 nucleotides. It is a transcript of the gene aff1, whose product is annotated as AF4/FMR2 family, member 1. The transcript has 19 exons. The coding region runs from base 285 to 3926 and encodes 1213 amino acids. Gene Ontology annotation, cellular component: super elongation complex; nucleus. The record is from RefSeq and is a predicted model, not a curated record. Lineage: Eukaryota; Metazoa; Chordata; Actinopteri; Clupeiformes; Clupeidae. Gene Ontology annotation, biological process: regulation of gene expression.
UGGUUACGAGUCCAGUCUUUGAGAAGUGUAAUCAGCGCACUAGAAUCCACUAGAUCCCCGGAUGACUGGUGGAAUAGAACAACCCACGGUGUUCAGGGAUCAAGAGCCUAGCCAUCCUGCUACAAUAAGUUGAGAACUAUGAAAGAACAGUCGUAGAAAAACAUUUUGUAUUAUAUGUUCGAUGUUUUUCAACAGCUUAACCAUGUAAGAUAGGGCAUUCGAUCAGCUACGGACCAGCGAAAACCCAUGGCAAGCAACUUGAAAUUUGGCUCGUAAAGCGCACUAUGGCUGCUUGGCCAAGUUUGCACAUGGAGGAGAGGAACCUGCUGCGGCAGCGUGAGUGGGAGCGCAGGAACCAGGAGGCCCAGCAGCAGCAGGAGCAGUACCAAGAGAACGCACCCCUCUUCGGGGAGCCCUAUAAGACGGACAAAGGAGAUGAGCUCUCCAGUCGCAUCCAACGAAUGCUGGGCAAUUAUGAAGACAUGAAAGACUUGCACAAGAACUUUGGCAGCAUGCCCAAAGACCUCUCUGCCUCGGUACCCUUCGGCAGGCCUGGUCGGCCCAUCCACUUGGACGUCCCCAAGCCCCCAUUCCAGAACGCCCCACUCCCCUACGGAGGCAACCAAGUUGUCCCAGCCACCCAGCUGUCGAAGAAGUCUCCCGCUCCGGAUCACACCUUGCUGUCUUCCGCCUACUCGCACCCCUCUCUCAGUCUCGAUAAGGGGAGUCCAGAGCCCAUGGAUAGAAAGAGUGAACCGUGGCCUGAAAUGGCCAGCCUCCCCCCAGCCCUCUCUCCCCCGUCCGACCCUCUGUCCCCCUUACAUUCCAGCGACCCCAGUGACACCGAGCAGCACGAUAUGGACGGUAAGGACAGCCCCGGGCCUCGGCAGCCCCUGCAGGCCUCCUCCUCUGGGCCCUCUAGUUUGGUGGACACGUCCCAAGCGGAGGCCCAGAUGGAGGGCGCCCCCUUGGCCUGCGAGACGGCCCCUCUACCCUCCCAGACCUUCCCCCUGCCCCUUUCCUCCAAGCCCAGCCUCGUCAUGCCCCAGAAGCCCUGGGCCUACGUCCGGCCCAUGGACGGCCAGGACCAGGUCUCCAGCGAGUCCCCCGAACUCAAACCCUCACCGGACUUUGAUCGGCAGCCUUACGAGAGCUUACCGGACCUGAAGAGCAUCUCUAAGCCUGGCCUCACCCAACUGAAGUUACCCCCACCAGCCCUCGAGGCGCUGUCCAGUGAUGCCCAGUGCGUGGAGGAGAUCUUGAGGGAAAUGACCCACACCUGGCCUCCACUCCUCACAGCCAUCCACACGCCCAGCACUGCCGACCCUCCCAAGUUCAACUUCCCCAACAAGGAGUCCCAGCAUGGACACUCUGGAUACUCGGUCCAAAAGCAUGAGGCCUGGCGUGGCUCCUCUUCUCCUCCUCCGCCACCACCUGCGCUGUCCUGUCAGCCUGAGCCCCCAGUGGCGCCAGCGCGCUCCAGUGAGGGGGAGACUGCAAGCUCCAGCGAAUCAGAGAGCAGCUCUGGCUCCGAGUCCGAUAGUGAGAGCAGCGAGAGUGGAGGGGAGGAGCUGGAGGAAGCCCCACCUCCUCAUAUAGCCAGCCCCCCUCCUCCAGCCAAGGCUGAUGGCCCUGCGGUGAAUGAGUGGCAGCUGGGUCGCUGGCUGGAGCUGAAGGAUCCGCAGCCCAGCCUGAGCGUGGAGACGCAAGGGGAUGCGUUGCACUGUUCUCCUUCCAGUCCUGCCUCCAGCCCCAAACCGCGGGAGGAGACCAGCACGCCCCAGCACUACAACUCCCAUAGUUCACCUGCGCGGCCAGAGUCUGCCAGCCCAGCACACUACAGCUACAACUCGCACAUCUCCCCCGUGCAGCCAGAGACCACAACACCAACGCACUAUAAUUACAACUCCCACAGUUCACCUGUGCGGACUGAGCCUAGCACACCGCCCCACUACAACUACAAUUCAGAGACUACCACACCAGCUCAUUACAACUUCAGUUCUCAUACGUCCCCCUCACGGCCAGAGGUCAAAGACCCUGAGUCAAAGCCAUCUGGUCCAAGCCAGCACGUUAGGUCCCAGUCUCCCUCCCCACCCAGUGAUGUGGACAGUGGGGCCAGGAAGACGGUGGCCAACAAGAAGCCGAGUUCAAGCAGCAAAGCCCCCCGGCCCGAAGACGCCUCGCGUCACGUGGUCAGCAAGGAGUUGACCUCCCAUCAAAAAGAUCCCUCCCUCGCCGACCGGCCCAAAGUGAAGACGAAAGCAGUCCCAGCCAAGGCCCCGACCAAAGUCGGCUCGAAAGCCGACAAGAAGGCUGCCAAGCGCACCGACAAGAAGAAGGCGAAAGAGGCUGCCCCUAAGGUCACUGUGAAGCUGUCCCUGCCCAAGGAGGCAGAGCCGGACUCUCUAGCCCAUGCGCCCCCUCCCCCUCUCCCCUUACCGUCGGUCAAGAGCCGGAGCAGCGGAGGCGGCCGAAGUGACGGCCUGCCGAAGUCCUCAUCGAAGAAGAAGAAACAGCGGGACCGCUCCCCCGCACAGGUCAACAGGCCGGACGACGACGCGCCUGGCAAGACCGCGCCGGAGGCGCCGCGCACCCUGCUGGUCAAGAUCCAGCUCAGCCUACUCACCAGGGUGCCCUCCGCGCCUAAGGCUGCCCGGCCCCCCGCCACGGGGGGCUCCGCUGAGCCGGGACAGAAGAGGGCCGAGAGGGGAGACGCUGCCGCAGACGCUGCACCAGCCAAAGCCAGCAGAAAGAGAUCCGCGGAGAAAGAGGACAAGUCUCAGCCCAGGAAGAAGUUAAAACUGGACAAGGAGCUCAAGAUAUCGUCCUCCCCCAUAGCACCAUCCUGCCCUGGCUCCAGCAAAGCUGAAGCCCCUAAGACUGCGGUGGAAGAGAAGGAGCGCAAGAAGAAGAAGAAGAAGAAAGAGAAGGCCCCGAGCUCCAGCACACUAGCCCCCGCAGCACAGGAGCCGGCCAAGGGUGCCGGACACAAGAGACCCCUGGCCGACGUGUCGGAGUCCAAAGCGACUGGCGAUGGCGAAGUCAAGCACAAGAAGAGCUCCAGCAAGCGCAGUGAGCACACAAAGACUGGCAAGAAGUCACCAAAGAGCAGCUUUGCAGUCCCAGAACCCGCCCAGCCCAAACGGACUCCAGCCUCAAACAGAGUCCUGCUCAAACUGGACGACAGGCAGUAUUCUGUGGAGCAUCACAUGAAGGAAGCCAAAAAACUGAAGCACAAAGCUGAUGCCAUGUCCGAGAAGGUGGGCAAGUCCUUCAUCUACCUGGAAGCUGCCCUGUCCUUUGUGGAGAGUGGUAUUGCCAUGGAGAUGGAUCCCCAGACGCCAAAGUCAGCGUACACCAUGUUCUCUGAGACGGUGGUCCUGAUCAGGUUCAUCUUAAAACUGCGGAGCUACUCCGACCCAGCCAGCCCUGCGUCAGAGAAAGACUUUGCCAUUUUAUGCAUGAGGUUCCAGUCGCUACUGCAGAUGGCCAUGUUCCGCUACAAACGCGAAGCAGCACUUAGGUACUCCAGAACCCUCACUGACCAUUUCAAGAGCUGCAAGACGUCUCCUUCCCCUCGCGUCUCAAAGGCUACCAGUACCCCCUCCCAGAUGUCUCCCAUGGCGUCUCCGGCCAGCUCCAGCAGCUCCAGCCACAGCUCGGCCACGGCGCCGGCCAACACGGUGGCACUGCCACAGGCCAUCCACCAGGUGGCGUCCACCUACGUCAGCAUCACCGCCCUCUUCCUCAGCGCGCACAGUGUCUGGGAGCAGGCCGAGGAGAUGGCCCCCAAAGGCAGCGGGGUGCUAGGGGAGUUGGACUCUGCCAUCGGCCCUUUGACUUUGCUGUCCACCAUGAGCGCAGUGGUGCGCUACACACGGCAGGGCCUCCACUGGCUUCGACAGGACUCCCAACAGACACACUGACCAACCACCCUGCUUACACACACACACACAAACACACACACACACACACGCAACCAUCUCUCCCCAACAACUCCCGCAACUCUAGUGCAUUUUCAGAAUGGCACAGAAAAGCACCAGUUUAGGGGGAUAACUCAAAACUGGAUACUCUGGCACUUUUUUUAGUUCAUUUCAGUCCCAUGGCAGCCCUCCCUCCUGUCGUGUUUUAACCCCUCAGUGGUCCUUCUCUGGCCACCAUAGUCUCCUCAGGAGCGGCGGUGCUGCUGCUGGCCAAAACGUGCUGUGACUGUGACUCGACACGCACAACCCACAUAGCAGCAUCUACACCAAUGCUCUCAGCUUCCAUUCCUCCUUACACACACACACACACACACACACACACACACACACACACACACACACACACAAACAUACAUGUUCUCAAGAACACACCCAGUACUGUUGGUUUUCUGCAUUAAGUGAGUUGGGAGAAUUCAUGGCAGUCUGGCCAUCCAUCAGUUCUCAUCCAAUGCCCUCCAUUUUCGGCGCCGAGACCCCAGACAACAGGUAUUUCAACACUACCCCAGAAACAUUCUGCUCAUCACAAGGAUUGAACCCAUCAGGCCGGACACACAUUCAUGUCCUUUGGGCAACACCAAAUGGGAGAGAAAAAACACCAGAUGGGUGAAGGAAAAAAAAAUAACAGUUGUUAUUUUAGGGACGUCACCUGAAGUACUUAAUUUUUAGUAUGAUUAUUAUUGCUAAGGUAAUGACAUGUUGUUUUUGGCUUUGGAUGAUUUUUUUAUGAAAUUAAUUUAUGCUGCAUAAUUAGACAGCCAACAGACCGCUUGUGUGAGCCUCUAUUCUGCUCACACACAAAAGCUUUCCAGAAAAAGCUGAAUGCCCCACCUCCCUUAUUUCAGUGUUAUUUAGCUAGCCGCAAGAGGUAGGUGUCCGACAGAAAACUGACCCCUAUGGAAUGGAUUGUCCAGUAUUAGGGUACUAUGAAAUGGUAAGCUUGAAUUUCAGAUGUUCAUCAGGCUGAGAGAGAUGGUUGUAGUGGUCAGCUGAUGUCUCUCAAGCCAAAUAGAGGGCUUUGCAGUAGAGGGAAGUCUUUGAAGUCUGUCCUUGUCGCUGCAACACGCUCUGUCUCAAGGGCAUGGACGUAACUGUGGUCAUCAACAAUGGGAUCUUGUGAUCAGCCAAUCAUGGGGAUCAAACCGCACACAGGGGGCAAGAGCACAUGGCGUAAUGUUUCCAGAGAGCAGCUGUGGCAGAUAGCCCAACCACCUCAGCUGUGAUGGGGAGUUGCUGUCAGUGUGGAUUACCAACAUCUGGAGAAGAGGGGUGUCAUGGUGCCUCCACUUGCUCUGAGUGUGUGCACUGCACAUGGCUGGGGCUGGUGAAGAAAGUCAUGUUGUCUGUGCAUUUUUGUUGGAAGUAGGCUGAGCAGCUUUUUUCUUUUAGUUGAUGUCAUUAUGAAAUCUGUGCCUUAUAUUUAAAAUUGGUUACAGAUGCCCCCCCCCCAACCCCAAACAGAGAAACCUUUGAAUGUAUGAAAAGCCUUCCCCCUAAACCAUGAUGUGCAGCAAUUCCUCACCUUUUGGCCAAAGUGAAUUCUGAUAUGGUAGCAGUCUUAGAGCUUGUGGGAACAUCUUGGUGUGUGUGCGUGUGUGUGUGUGUGUGUGCGCAUGAAGGGGCCAUUUUAACCUUUGAACUGGUGCUGGGCGCUCAUGCUUCUUCUGUGCUUCGUUGCGCUUGUUUUGUUUUCUCCAGAGAAGCGAGUCAGCCUUUGUCCCUCUCAUUUGGCUUUUCGCUUCAUCAUGAGUUCAGAGGCAAGUUCACAAAUGCCCCCCCCCCCAAUUCUCCUCAAUAUGAAGACUUUUAAACCAGCAUGAAGUGAGGCAAAGCUGAACACCUGUGAGCAGGCCCCGACAGGAAGCGGUAGCUCUCAAACGCCUACCCUCCCGCCCUCCUGCGUGUGCACGUCUUGUCCGGUUGGACGUCUGCAGUGUCACACGGCCGUUUGACUGUUUGGAUUGUGUGGCCGAGAUUUUUUUUUAUUUUUAAAAUCACUUUUUUUAUCACAUAUUUAUAUCUAGCAACAUCGCUGCUUUAUCGCUGUUUUCUUCUGUAGUUCAAACCACUACCAGAGGUCAGUGCUGGUGUCAAAUCCUGUGACCUUUCGUACCUUAGAUUCGAGUGCCUGCAUUUACAAAGUGGAAUUCAACCAUAUGAGUUUGACUUUACUUUUUAAUCGUACAGCAUGGAGCAUAUCAGUUAUCAGGGUGAAGGGUGCACUAUGGCCGUGCUGGUCAGGAAGGGAGCAAUGUUAAGGGCUGUCUGGACGUCUGGGCUGGUUUGGGUCAGACGCUGGGUCAUGUCAGUCCCAGUGAGGGUGUGAAAGGGUUUGAGUUCAGGUGGACUGUGAUGUAUGAAAGGUAUGUGCUUUAGAUUUAACACGGCAGAUAUUUAUUGAUGGUUUUCCUUUUUGUCGUCAUCAUGACCAAGUACAUGUGUGCAUUAUUUAUUUUCUAUCAUAAUACAUAUUCUUAAGUCUUUAUUCCUCCCCCCCCCCCCUUUCUGCACCUUCCCCAAAUUCUUUCCACACCCCAUCAGGAGGGAACAGGAGCAUUAAUUACAUUCAUCCCCCCCCCACCCUUCCAUUUUGCACUUUUGGAUUUUGAUUUCAAAGUAUUUCUUAGUUGUGUCCAAUGUGUUGUUUUUUGUUUUGUUGUUUUUUUCUCCUUAUCUCCAUUGAGUCAGAGAAUAAACUAGUGCUGGAGUUGUUUACUGCCGUCUGAGAGGCCGCCCCAGUGGCCAGCCAGCAGGAAACAUGGGAGUCGAGCAAUAAUGCUGUUUUAAUGAUGCUCUAGUCGGAUCAUGGAUCGUGUGGACUUGUGAAUGAAAUCAACCUCAACUAGAGGCUGAGGCUCUCGCAGACUCAUAGGCCACUGCUCUUUAUCCGAGCCAACAGGUCUUAUCAUGUCUUCAUUUCAUUUCUUUUCUUUUUUUAUUAAUUAAAAAACUCAUGGAUCUCCAUACUGGAUAAAAAAUGAAUUGGGAGCUCACUGGAGUGGCAGUUUCCAAGGGUAUUUCAAUAAGGGGAUCCCAGGGAAAGGCUACAUGUAGAGUCAUAAAGGACAGAAAAGGUUUAUGUAUUUAUUUCACAUGAGUUCGAAUGAUGGCGUGAAAAAUAUAGUCCAGCAGACAAGAGUUUGUUUUUUUCAUGAUGAAUUCCUCCAAAGAAGGCUGCUUCUUGUAUAUAAGCAUUCGUUUUUUUUUUUUUGUUGUUUUUUUUGAACUUCUCAACUGUUCAGUCAAAUCUGCACAUUCAAAUAUGACUUGUUUUUGAUGGAACACUGUCUUUGUUCAGACUGAGAAUGCUUCCCUCUCAUUUAUCAAAUGUCAUUUAAUGUUCCAGAGGCUGAUUGCCUUGUUUUCAUUUGAACUCUGAAACCCCCAGUGCUUCAGAGGGAAAGCUGAGAAGUGUGUGCAAAGCGAAAUAUAUUCCUUGUUCAUACAUACCUGAUGACAUCCUUAAAGGAUUGGAACCAUUUGCUGAGGAAAUGUUUGGAAAUUAUUUUGUAAUUCAACUUUUUUGCCUUGUGAACAUAUGUAAAUACUCUGAGCUGUAAUAUAUAUGGUUGUAUAAAGACUGUUUGGCAGUUCAAUUCUGUUUUCCCCCCUCCUUUGUUGUUUUCUUUUUACUCUGAAAUAUUUGUUCCUCCCCAAAGCUGUUUUGCUGACUCUUUUGUAGCUUGGCCGCUGUAGCCAUGAGAGCCGGGCUGGGUCAAUGGUACAUUUCUGUUCACAACCGGCUCUGUUUGCUAAGGUGUUUCAGAGGCAAUAAAGUUUGAGGAAAGUGUACAGAAUCUGA